This is a messenger RNA of Erigeron canadensis, 1114 nucleotides long. RefSeq names its product methyltransferase N6AMT1. Lineage: Eukaryota; Viridiplantae; Streptophyta; Magnoliopsida; Asterales; Asteraceae. Gene Ontology annotation, molecular function: S-adenosylmethionine-dependent methyltransferase activity; nucleic acid binding; protein methyltransferase activity. Bases 183 to 941 code for a protein of 252 amino acids. The record is from RefSeq and is a predicted model, not a curated record. Gene Ontology annotation, biological process: methylation. Gene Ontology annotation, cellular component: eRF1 methyltransferase complex. The transcript has 2 exons.
UUUAAUGGAUGAAUAAUUAAUUAACCAUUUGAAAGCCCAAUACAUUUGACAGCACCACGCAGCAUCGCCACUUACGGCUACGCAACCCCACCGUCCACCGUGACCCGCCACUGCUCUCCGGCGCCAUCUUCCGACUGUUGAGCUUCCCUCCGGCCACGCAACACCACCAUUUUUACAAAAAGAUGCCACCAAAGAUUGCACAGAUAAAACUUGUGAGUUCACACCCUCAAGUUUACGAACCUUGUGACGACUCAUACGCAUUGGUCGACGCAUUGCUGGCCGACAGAACAAAACUAAUAGAACAUAACCCAACAAUUUGUAUGGAAAUUGGAUGUGGUAGCGGAUAUGUCAUUACUAGUCUUGCUCUUAUACUCGGGUCUGAAUCAACGAAUGCACACUAUUUUGCAACUGAUAUUAAUCCUCAUGCUAUAAAGACGACUCGUGAGACGCUUGGUGCUCAUGGGGUUCAUGCAGAGUUGAUUACUACUAACAUUGCUUCAGGGCUUGAGAAAAGAUUGUCGGGUAUGGUGGAUUUGAUGGUGGUUAACCCGCCUUACGUGCCGACACCUGAGGAAGAAGUCGGUAGUCCUGGGAUUACAUCUUCUUGGGCUGGAGGUGAAAAUGGUAGAAGUGUUAUUGAUAAGAUUUUACCGGUUGCUGAUAAUUUGUUGUCGGAAAAAGGGUGGUUGUAUAUGCUAUUUCUUGCGGAAAAUGAUCCAUUACAGAUAUGUCUGCAAAUGAGAACCAAAGGUUUUGGUUCAAAGAUAGUUGUCCAGAGAACAACAGAAGAAGAAACUUUACAAGUAAUUAAAUUUUGGCGUGAUCCAGAUAUUCAGUUGGAAGGAAAUGAAGGGACCCCCAGUGGUAAAACGGCUUCCCAAAGGGGAUUGGAGUUUCUCUUUUCUCAGAUUUCUCGGUUGUCGUUCAAGGAGAGGCAAUAACAAUUUGUGUAUCCUUAAAAGGUGAAAUACAGUAACCUUUUUUUUUUCUGAUUUGUUGUUCAUGGUUUUAUACGUAUUGUUAGGUUCAUUAAAUGAAGCAUCUGGUUUUUUAAGAUUGUGGUGUCUCCUCUAUGAUGUUUGCUAAUGUGUUAUAAAAGCCAGUUACUUAUGGA